Molecule: messenger RNA, 5511 nt
Organism: Seriola aureovittata
Lineage: Eukaryota; Metazoa; Chordata; Actinopteri; Carangiformes; Carangidae
Gene: npy8ar
Product: neuropeptide Y receptor Y8a
Exons: 5
Coding region: 754-1902 (382 amino acids)
Biological process (GO): G protein-coupled receptor signaling pathway
Cellular component (GO): neuron projection; plasma membrane
Molecular function (GO): neuropeptide binding; neuropeptide Y receptor activity
Source: RefSeq, a predicted model, not a curated record
UCUGGAGGUUGGGGGGGGGCUCCUCAGCCUCCUGAGUAUUUCCCAGAUCCUGGUUACGGCCCUGCAGGACGCAUCCCUGCCUGCGGUUCCUCUGAGCUCCUGAUCCCGCGGGAACUGAACGGACCUUCUUCACUGACAGACGUUGAACAAAGCUCAGAAAUAAAAGCUGCUCCGCCGCCUCCGGAGCGGCUUCACCGCGCAGCUGCUCGUUCCCGCCUGCGAACUGCACAGACCUCCGGUGCUGCACUGGUCGCUGUGUAGCGCUGCUUCCCCUGCAAACACACACACACACACACACACACACCACACACACACACACACACACACACACAUUCACACACACAUUCAUGCAUCUCUGUGCAGCGCUGAGCACCAGCACCAGACACAGGCACCGUCUCUGGACGCAGACACCACACGGACAGCCCGGACAGGGAGAAAGUGACGUGCAGCUGAUGCAGCAGGAUGCUGAGGGAGAAGGAAAGAGAGGACAGCAUCUAUAUUUGAGUCGCUCCUCUCCUCAGUCGCAGUCGUCCAACUCCCACAACACAACACUGAGUCCUGUGUUUCACCUGCAACCUGUCGUCCCUGUUUCCCGCCCGUCCUCUUCCUGUCGUCUCCGCUUUGAUCCGUUUUAUUCCAAGAAGUUCAACAGCAGCCUCUGGGCUCUGGUCCUGUUGAACCCUGACCCCUGACACACACCCCCCCCUCCACAUCUCCCCCUCCCUCCCCUCUCCUCUUCCUCCUCUCCCUGCCAUGUCCAACGACAGCAGCCUCCUCGGAGUCUGGGAGGCCUCCAAUUGGGCAGACACCUCCCAAUGCCCGCCCUCAGUGGGCGGGGCCACUUUCUUGAUCGUGGCUUACAGCGCUGUAAUUGCCAUCGGGUUGCUAGGUAACGCCGGCCUGGUGUUCAUCAUCGCCCGGCAACAGGAGUUGCGCAACGUCACCAACAUCCUGAUCGCCAACCUGUCGUGCUCUGACAUCCUGAUGUGUGUGGUGUGUCUCCCUGUGACCGUCAUAUACACACUGAUGGACCGCUGGGUGCUGGGAGAGGCCCUGUGUAAGGUGACUCCCUUUGUUCAGUGCAUGUCGGUGACCGUCUCCAUCUUCUCCCUGGUGCUGAUCGCUCUGGAGCGCCACCAGCUGAUCCUCCAUCCCACCGGCUGGUCCCCCGCUGCCGGACACUCCUACCUGGCGGUGGGGCUGACGUGGCUGGUCGCCUGCUUCAUCUCGCUGCCCUUCCUCUCCUUCAACAUCCUCACUAACGACCCCUUCCAGAACAUCAGCCUGCCCGCCAACCCCUUCAGGGACCACCUGAUCUGCAUGGAGCUGUGGCCCUCAGAUAAGCAUCGCCUCGCCUACACGACCUCGCUGCUGCUCUUCCAGUACUGCCUGCCUCUGCUGCUGGUGCUGCUCUGCUACCUCCGGAUCUUCCUACGCCUGAGACGACGCAGGGACAUGCUGGAGCGCAGCAGGAGGACCCGGGGAGCCCAGAGGAUUAACGUCAUGCUGUUGGCCAUCGUCAUCGCCUUCGCUCUGUGCUGGCUGCCGCUGAAUGUCUUCAACACGCUGUUUGACUGGCACCACCAGGCGCUGCCCGACUGCCAGCACGACGCCGUCUUCUCCGCCUGCCACCUGACGGCGAUGGCCUCCACCUGCAUUAACCCCGUGGUGUACGGCUUCCUCAACAGCAACUUCCAGAGGGAGCUGAGGUCGACACUGCAGCGCUGCCAGUGCGGCAACCGGGCGGCGGAGAGCUACGAGAGCUUCCCUCUCUCCACCGUGGGCAGCGAGGGCAUGACCAAAGCCACCUCCCUCAACAGGAUGGGGUCGGUGUGCGUUCCCUCACCCAGACCUGAGAUCAGCUCAGCGCUACCUGCAAAAACAAUACCAGCUAACACCUAAUGAUGAGUGCUCCCAAACUCUAAGGAGGCGGAUGAUUCUGAGUGGUUAAAAGCUGGAACAAACAUUUCACAAACAGCUGUCUGAAAUCUCUGAGCAAGUCAAACACAACUUUACUUCAUUACCGUAACUUUACUGACAGAGUGAGACGGCUCAUUUCACCGGGGCUGAAUGUUCAGGGACAGGAGAGGAUGAGGACGUUCGCUGAUGUAGCUUCAAGUCCAGAGUAUGACGCAAAAUCCAGUGAAUGGACUCGGAGAGGAAGCGCAAAGAGAAAACACAGGAGCGGGUAGAAUUGACCGUUUGCUAAGCCACGCCCACAUUAGUUAACAUCGUUUUGUUAAUUUCCACAUUUUUUUUUUUUUUUAAAAAAGAGCAGGACAGAGCUGCUAAUGUUAGCUUAGCAUUCAGAUAUGAUAGCAUUUAGGGUCGGUUCCCAAACCACCUGGGAUUUGCUAACUCUUAGCCUUGGAAGUUUCGACAGUGGGUGGUAAGCUAGGCUUGCUAACAUUUGCAGCUUACAUAAAAGUAGAUAGAUACACAAAUUAAUUAAUUCUUUACAUUUUUGUUCUUGUAUUUUUGGUUUUGAAAAAAUACACGACCUUCCAAACUCUUCAUUUGCAGAGUAUUUCUUUAAAUGAGAUAUUUGUAGGUUUUGCUAGUGCUACAUAGCCAACCUUAGUAUUAGCAGCUGUUUACUUACCAGUUUUAGCAAGAGCUGCAGCCCUUGUUGCCUUCACAAUACAAGAGGUUAUAAUCCGUCGCGUACGAAGCAGCUACUUCCUCAAGGCAGCCUGGACGCUACAGUGACUCGGUAUUGGAAAGUGACGAGACAGUCCGAUCUCGCUGGGGCUAGCUGGUUAGCAUGCUAGCUUCAGUAGAAGAAAAGAAGUGGGAGAAAUAGAAGCAAAACAAAGACGGGAGACGGCCCUUGGUGAGUAAAGGAACAAAGUUUGAAGCUGAACUCACAACGUUUCUUCUAGACUGGUGAGUGAACAGCCGUUAAUGCUAAUGUUAGCUAUGUAGCAAUAGCAGAACUUAGCUGUUGGUGUUGGUGUGGGGGGGUUAGCAAAAGGUCAAUUGUGAAAACUGAGUGAGACAAAGAUAAAGAGGAAAACUCACUUAUAAACUGACAACAUGAAAGUAUCUUCUACACAGUGGGAAUGAAGACAGCUUGCAGACAUACAUGUGUUUUAUAUGUAACUUGCAAAGUGUAAUUGAUUUCAUUAUGAUAGUGAACACUGUUGAUAAGCAUGCCUUAGUUAAAGUGUGGUAGAGAUAAUCUGCUUGACUCAAACACAGCAGAGGUAAACGAGACUGCUAAACAUCAAUGUAAAAUAAAACUCAUAAACUGUGAAGCUUUUCAUUCUGAACCAAUGGAAAAGAUAAUUGAGACACAUGAAGGGAUUCUCUGCUGUUUUCAGUGGCUGAAUUACGCAAUAUCACACGUUAUACAGUGAAGUGUUUGAGAGAUGUAGUUAUUAUCGAUGCCACUCAGCCUUAUACUUUUUCUGAAGGAGACGAAACUUUGCAGGAGUGUUUAAAACACCGAGGUCUCGUUUUGUAGCAGCUGUCAGACCCAACACCAGGUUAUGAACUGAAAAGCCACAGGAAACAGACCAAGAGACAUUUCAACAUAUAUAUAUUUUUUUUGUUUUCCAUUUUCAUCACAAAUGUCAAUUUAAGCUUUUCUGUUGUAUCUUUCAAUUUGAGGAUUUAUAUUUGAGCUUUUCAGGGUUUUCAUUUUGAUUUUCCAUAUUUUAAUUUACAGUUCACCGUAUCAAAAUGUCAUUUGAACAUACAAAUUCUAUUUUUAGUUUCCUUUUUCUUGUAAUAACUAAUUGUACCUGAUAGUAGUGAAGUAGAACAAUUAUUUAUUUUCCGUUUUCAUGUUUAAUUUUUCCAUUUUACUUUUGGAUAAAAAAAUGAUCCGCCAUACGUUUGGAGGAAAAUCUGGGACACUGGUCACAAUCAGGGAGUGAAUCUUUAACUACUGUAACAGUCUGUGAGUUUUGAGCAUUUUCUUCUUUGUUGAAUUCUCUGUCUAGUUGGUCAGUUCGUCGUGACCGUGUCAUUAAAACAAGUGUGAAGAAUGUAGUUUCCGUGUUGUCUAGUUCUGUGGUGCUCAAUGAAAAGUGUCCAAACUGAAAAAGAACAAUUUAUCCAUAAAUAAUCUUUAAGAAGUUUUACACCCACUUCCGACAAAACUUAAUGAAAUCUAAAAAAUAAAUAAAUAAAUCCAUGAAAGGUUAGGCACAAUAAAAUAUGUAAGGGUGUAGUAUAUAUGAAUUCACUAUGAGCCCUGUGCCACUGUUCCAGAUUUUGGGAGGUGGUCUCACUAGAUCAGGGGUGUAGGCGAAGUGACGUGACGUGAAGUCUUCGACUCAAGCUCCGCCCAUCAGCCUGGGAGACGACACCCUGGGUGAAGAAAGUCCACCGUGCACUCGCUGCUGCUCACAAAGCGUAAUAAUUCUGUGAGGUCACGCUUUCUUAAGGAAAUCCAAUUAAGUUUGUAAAAGCAGGGGGACAAAAAUAUCAUUUUGAAGAGCGCGGGGGGGGGGGGGGGGGCGUCCUCCACGCCGUCCCUGGUGGAAAUGACACCUUUGGAGUCAGAGCAGGAAAUGUGCUGUAUAGAUAUGAGUGGUUAUUAUUUCACAGCGUGAGUCCUCAGCACCGACCUCCCCCUCCACCGCCGCCGCCUCCUCCCUGCAUGUGGCCGCACUAUAGCAAACAUAGGCUCUGAUGUGUGGUUUCUGCCUGGAGCUCGUCUCUCCAGCUGUGUGAGCUGAUGACAGAAGUCUCCUGAGGGCGGCGGCGGCAGAUGGACGCCAGGCCUGACAUACGGCUGCGUCUGGUCGGGCUCUGCAGGGUAAUGAUGGGAUGAAAGAGCUGCUCUCCAGGUAAUAGACUUAUAAAUGAUCCAUUUACAAGAAGAGGAUCAUCAGAGACUCAGUGGAAAAAUACAGUGGGAAAGUGGUCUCUGACCUUUGACCCCCACUGCACUCAAGGUUCACUUACUGGACGCUUAAGGGCAUCUGGCGGUUUUCAUCAGGACAUGGAAUUUGCUCAGUAAUCACCCAUAUGCAAAUGUGAUAUAUACUGUUUAUGUAUGUAUGCUUACAUUGUCACUAUCUCUCCACCCACAGCCUGUUUAUAUAUUGUUGUCAGGACGAAACACAAACGCCACAUAUUACCUUCCCGGUGUGUUUGUUGGAUGUUUUACUUCCUGUCUUUGUCUAGUUUUUCCCGCUCUUGUGAUGGUCUGCCCCGCCCUGAUGUGUUUCACCUGUUCCCGACGCCUCCCUCGUGUAUUUAAGCCUCAGUCUUUGUCGGCGCGGUUCCUCUGAGCUUCAGUCUGAGUUUCUGUCGUGUUUCCUACAGAGAUCUGUGUUUUCCCUCGUGUCUCCUCCAGCCUCUGUUUCUCUUCCUGUUUUGUUACCUGAGUUUAGUUUCCUGUCUGUCUGUAAGAGUUUAUUAAAGCACCUUCACUGCAUCUUCCUGCUUUCAUGUUUCUGCAUUUGCGUCCUGAAAUCCUUGUCACUGUCACAGUUGAGGGAAUUGCAGGUUAAACACACCGGCUAAAUCCCCUGUCCUGCUCGCUAACCGGCUAAC